Messenger RNA from Gossypium arboreum, 1894 nucleotides. RefSeq names its product 30S ribosomal protein S11, chloroplastic-like. The transcript has a single exon. Bases 816 to 1181 code for a protein of 121 amino acids. Gene Ontology annotation, cellular component: mitochondrial small ribosomal subunit; ribosome. NCBI's taxonomy places the organism in Eukaryota, Viridiplantae, Streptophyta, Magnoliopsida, Malvales, Malvaceae. Gene Ontology annotation, biological process: maturation of SSU-rRNA from tricistronic rRNA transcript (SSU-rRNA, 5.8S rRNA, LSU-rRNA); translation; ribosomal small subunit assembly. Gene Ontology annotation, molecular function: small ribosomal subunit rRNA binding; structural constituent of ribosome; mRNA 5'-UTR binding. The record is from RefSeq and is a predicted model, not a curated record.
UUUAGGCGGGAUGGGGAUUGUAAUUCUUUCUACUUCUCGGGGUAUAAUGACAGACCGGGAGGCUCGACUAGAAGGAAUCGGUGGAGAAAUUUUGUGUUCUAUAUGGUAAUCUGUCCGGUAUACGAAUUGUAUCCGAAACUCUCCAUUUGUGCAAAAAAAAAGAAAAAGCACGGGUUGUCUAAUAGAACUCCUCCUGCCCUACGGUAGUUGAUACGUCAAGGAAGUUUUACCUGGAAUAAAAGAACAAAAAAAUGGAUUCAUGAAGGUUUAAUUUAAUUAGUAAAUCACUCCCACUCUGGAUUCCUUUAGAUAAUGAAGAUCUGAUUUUAGGUUAUGUUUCGGGAGAGUUUUACCAACGUGGGAUAGAGUCAACAAAAGUGAAGUAAGUGCUUAUGAUUCAACCAGGGGGGCGUAUAAUUUAUAGACUUCGCAACAAGGAUUCGAACGAUUAGGUAGUUUUUUCAACUUCAAGAUUUCUUUCGGGGGGAUCCAAUUCAAAUUUCAAGAAACUUAUUUUCUUCCAAUAAGCGAAUUCGGAAAAAUUUAAGGAAUAACAACUAUGAAAAUAAGGGCUUCCGUUCGUAAAAUUUGUGAAAAAUGUCGCCUAAUCCGUAGGAGGGGACGAAUUAUCGUAAUUUGUUUUAACCCGAGACAUAAACAAAGACAAGGAUAAUCUUUCUAUUCUAAAAAGAACUCCUGAAAGAAAAGAAACUAAUCUUAAAGAAAGCGAUAAACAAAUAAAAAUAGAAGAUCUGUUUUGACAUGAAAUGGAUAUAUCCAUAUAUCUCUGACUUAUCUUUAUGAAAUGAUAAAAUAUGGCAAAACCUAUACCAAAAGUUGGUUCACGUAGGAAUGGGCGCAGUAGUGCACGGAAAAGUGCACGUAGAAUACCAAAAGGAGUUAUUCAUGUUCAAGCAAGUUUCAACAAUACCAUUGUUACUGUUACAGAUGUACGGGGUCGGGUAAUCUCUUGGUCCUCCGCCGGCACUUGUGGAUUCAAGGGUACAAGAAGGGGGACCCCUUUUGCUGCUCAAACCGCAGCGGGAAAUGCUAUUCGAGCAGUAGUAGACCAAGGUAUGCAACGAGCGGAAGUUAUGAUAAAGGGUCCUGGUCUCGGAAGAGAUGCAGCAUUACGAGCUAUUCGUAGAAGUGGUAUACUAUUAAGUUUCGUACGGAUGUAACCCUAUGCCACAUAAUGGCUGUAGACCUCCUAAAAAAGACGUGUAGAAAUAAACACUAAAGAGAUUUCAAGAGAAAUAAAUGAUUCAAUGAUCUGAUCAAAUAAAAUAAUAUUACUAUGGUUCGAGAGAAAGUAAAAGUCUCUACUUCGACUCGGACACGACAGUGGAAGUGUGUUGAAUCAAGAACAGAUAGUAAGCGCCUUUAUUAUGGACGCUUUAUUCUGUCUCCACUUAUGAAAGGCCAAGCCGACACAAUAGGCAUUGCGAUGCGAAGAGCUUUGCUUGGAGAACUAGAAGGAACAUGCAUUACACGUGCAAAAUCUGAGAAAAUACCCCACGAAUAUUCUACCAUAGUAGGUAUUCAAGAAUCAGUCCAUGAAAUUUUAAUGAAUUUGAAAGAAAUUGUAUUGAGAGGAAUUUGUAUGGAACUCGUAACGCCUUUAUUUGUGCCAAGGGUCCCGGAUAUGUAACUGCUCAAGACAUCAUCUUACCACCUUCUGUGGAAAUCGUUGAUAAUACACAGCAUGUAGCCAGCCUAACCGAACCAAUUGAUUUGUGUAUUGGAUUACAAAUCGAGAGAAAUAGAGGAUACGGUAUAAAAACGCCAAAGAACUUUCACGACGGAAGUUAUCCUAUAGAUGCUGUAUUCAUGCCUGUUCGAAAUGCGAAUCAUAGUAUUCAUUGUUAUGGGAAUGAUAAUGAAAAACAGGAGA